Molecule: messenger RNA, 1320 nt
Organism: Triticum dicoccoides
Lineage: Eukaryota; Viridiplantae; Streptophyta; Magnoliopsida; Poales; Poaceae
Exons: 2
Coding region: 18-1190 (390 amino acids)
Source: RefSeq, a predicted model, not a curated record
AUACGGUGCAAGUCGACAUGUCAAAGCGCAAGAUCUCGCUCCACAGCUGCAGCACCGCCGCCGCGGCGGUCGAAAUGUCAAAGCGCAAAAUCUCUCUCCACAACUGCAGCACCGCAGCCGCCCCCAAGCCGCAGCAACACUUGUUCCUAGUGUUGGACGACUGGGAUAAGGGCUACAGCGUUCGCAAGGUGGAUUUAGACGCUUUGGACUACGCCAACGAUGACUGCGAGCCUGACGACUUCAGCGAGCCGCCGCUCGCCCGCUUUGACGUGGUGCACGGCCACUCGUACGCCUUCGUCGCCCACGGCACCAAGAUCGUUGCCAUGAAGCCCCAUGAGGUUAGCCCCGCUAUCCCCGCCUUCGACACGGCCACCUCCGCAGUUGGUAUCCUCCCGUGGCCCGAGUUUCGCAUGUCCUUUGGAAGGCCCAUCCUCGUCUCCAUCGACGGAAGGCUCUUCCUCUUCAUCAACCGCAUCCACUACCUUGGCGACCCGCCAGUUUGCGAAGCUGUAUAUGCACCUGCAGUGCAGAAACCGUGGGUCUGGACGUCACUCGACUCGCCACGUUCGCUGCUGCCGUUCACAGCUCCUGUAUGCUAUGCUGUACACCCGGAUGGGCGCACCCUCGUGGUGUCAUCCCGUAAAUGGAGGACCGUAACCGAGGAGGGCACCUUCUCCUUCGACACCAAGAAAAUGGAGUGGACGCGCCACGGCGACUGGCAGCUCCCUUUCCGCGGCCAAGCACACUACGUAUCUCAGCUGGAUGCAUGGAUCGGCAUGUGCCACCAUAAGGGUGGCAUCGGUCAUCUCUGUUCCUCGGAUGUCGUGCCAGUUGCCGCCGGUGCAACGACCUUACCACGAUGGAAGCUCCUCGGAGAGGAAAGGCUUUUCGACCCGGAUUCGCCGCUGCACCUGGGUGCCACCCUCGUUCACAUGGGCGGCACCAGGUUCUGUCUCGUGGAAUCUAUGUGGCACAAGGCCGAUGAAGACGUGCGGCAGCGCAAGGGCAAGGAGAGUGGAAUGUACGUAGGGCCUCCUCGGGUCGUUAUUCGCAUGACAACGUUUGAUGUUCAGUAUGACAAAGAUGGUGAGCUGCUUCUUCAGUCACGGCGAACUCAUGGCUGCAGAGUUUUCAGGAGAGCCCAUGACAAGCCGGAUUCGUUGGCUGGCCCCGUGGCAUUCUGGCUAUAAGCAUCUUGAAUGCAGAUUUAUUUUUAUUAGCCCCGUGGCAAUAUUGAGUUCUGUAAAUCCCUGGAAUUGAAGUAAACAUGGUUCAGAAUUGUUUAAUAUUAGGGUCUGUCUCAGUCGACUGAGACUUCGC